UACUUCCGGGGUCAGUAAACGGCAGUCGGCGUGCGUGUGGUUUCGUUUAUGUUUCCCACCGGAACCGCCAGCGUGUGUUUUCCCGUUAAACACCGACCGACAGCGGCUGAGCUAUGAACGCCGUCUUCCGGAAGUUGCAGGCGUCCGUGUUAAACCAAGCGCCUGCAUUAUGCCGGGCCACGCCGUCCGUCCAGGCUCCUGAGAACGCGAGACGAUACAGAACCAUGCCGACGCACGGCAUCGGGCGGUGGAGGCAUCUUCUACCCAAAGAAGCGCCAAAGAAAAAGAAAGACAAACAGCGGAUGAAAGAGAUCCAGGCGCAGACGGACACGGCGUACGGGACCCUGAACGUGAACGUGUCGGGUUACGACAUGACGUUGGUGGAGCAUUACUCCCAGUACGUCCACAACCUCUGCAACCGGAUGGGCAUCAAAGUGGUAGAAAGCUACGCUUUGCCCACCAAGAGCACGGAGGUCAUGCUGUUGCCGGAUCAAGGCACCAAGAUGUUUGUGGACGCCGUCCUGAAGACUCACUCGCGAGUCGUCCAGUUGAGCAGCCUGAACGCCGCGGCGUGCCCCGUGUUCAUAGACGUCCUUUUGAAGAAUCAACCGGAGGGAGUUCAGCUCUCUGUGACGGAGCACACCGUGGCUGAUUUCCAAGCGAGGUUCAAAGGUCGUCCGGAUCUGGAGGGGCUGAUCGCUCAGAUCAGCAAUUAGGGGAACACGCCUCGAUUUCCUUUUAUUUAUUCUUAAAUGAAUGCCGUUAAAACGUGAUCAUUUGCACAGAAAACAUUGAAUAAUAACUGUACACGUUCAUCUUUGAUCCACUUUUGUGACCUCUGGAAAAUAAAACUCUUGCCUAUUGUUUUUUCCAAUUGAA
This is a messenger RNA of Cyclopterus lumpus (lumpfish), 879 nucleotides long. It is a transcript of the gene mrpl48, whose product is annotated as mitochondrial ribosomal protein L48. Lineage: Eukaryota; Metazoa; Chordata; Actinopteri; Perciformes; Cyclopteridae. Gene Ontology annotation, cellular component: mitochondrial ribosome. The coding region runs from base 114 to 716 and encodes 200 amino acids. The record is from RefSeq and is a predicted model, not a curated record. The transcript has 8 exons.